ACAGGCGCAGGAGAAAGAGAUCGCUCCAAACAAGUUCUCUUCGCCUCACUUCUCUUCCACAAGCCAGGUUUUAGUCCUUGACUUCCUACCCUCCACCCACUCCCUGUCUCCCAGCUCCUCCUGGUUACCUCUCUCCAAACUCUGGACUUUUCCUAUUCCAGGGCAGCUCAAAUCCUGCAGGGGACUGGGAACAGGUCCUCCCCGCAGCUGCCCCACAUCACCCAGGGAAGGAGUUGCUCCUCAGAGAAGCCAGAUGGGGAAUGAGUGUCUCCCUGAGGGGGCUGGAUGGGACCCCAAAGGGCUGAACCCCCAAACCCUCUUUUCCUGCCCCUGCCCACUCCAGGGGACACUGUUGCUUCUCAGCAGUAUCUGUGUGAAUAGCAGAGGGAGGAAGAGCUCACCCCAGCUGGGCUCCUGAGCCGGGGCCAGGGCUCCGGUGAAACCCGCUGCUUGCUCCGCAGGGCCAUCCCGCAUGCUUAAUCGGCUAUUUAAGGAGCUAUUCGCCAGCAACCCAGGCCACCCCCCUCCCCACGUACACCCGUCCAGAGCCACCUUAAAAGCAGAAGGCAAUUGUGAAGUCGCUGGCCAGAAAGUGGAGUGAAGACUGCAGAGGGAGAUAAAAAAAGCAGAGGGCAGAAAGAGAGGCAGCAAGACUUGUCCUGGGAACCAGAAAUUCACAGUACCCCACUGAAAACCAAAUCCCCUGGCAGCCCGCAGAAACAAAAAAAAAAACAACCAGAGAAAGAGAUCAAUACACUCAACUCCAGGAACCUCCUCUUCUCUCUCUCUCUCCCUCUCUCCCCACACCUCCCUCUCCCCUCCACCUCCCCCCACCACCCCGCCCUAGUCCUCUUGUCCCCUAGUCCCCAAACUCCCAGUACCUUGUGCUCCUUCCGAGGAUACCAUGUUGCUUUUCACCCUCCUGCUAGAGGUGAUUUGGAUCCUGCCUGCAAACGGGGGCCCACAUGGUCAAGACCAUUGGCCAGCCUCUUACCCUGAGUGUGGAAGCAAUGCCCAGUCUCCCAUCAAUAUCCAGACAGACAGUGUGACUUUUGACCCUGAGUUGCUCGUUCUGCAGCCCCAUGGAUAUGAACAGCCUGGCACCGAGCCUUUGGACCUGCACAAUAAUGGCCACACAGUGCAACUCUCUCUGCCCCCAACUCUGUAUCUGGAGGGACUUCCCAGAAAAUAUGUAGCUGCCCAGCUCCACCUGCACUGGGGUCAGCGAGGAUCCCCGCGGGGCUCAGAGCACCAGAUCAAUGGCGAAGCCACAGCUGCAGAGCUCCACAUUGUACAUUAUGAUUCCGAGUCCUACGAUAGCUUGAGUGAGGCUGCUCAGAGGCCUCAGGGCCUGGCUGUCUUGGGCAUCCUGAUUGAGGUGGGUGAGACCAAGAAUCCAGCUUAUGAACACAUUCUGAGUCACUUGCAUGAAAUCAGGCAUAAAGAUCAGAAGACCUCAGUGCCGCCGUUCAACGUGAGAGAGCUGCUCCCCCCUCUGCUGGCGCAGUUCUUCCGGUACAAUGGCUCUCUCACCACACCCCCCUGCUACCAGAGUGUGCUCUGGACGGUCUUCAGUCGAAGAGCCCAGAUCUCGAUGGGACAGCUGGAAAAGCUCCAGGAGACUUUGUUCUCCACAGAAGAAGAGACUUCUAAGCUCCUGGUGCAGAACUACCGAGCCCCCCAGCCUCUCAAUCAGCGAGCAGUCUUUGCUUCUUUCAUCCAAGUGGGAUCCUUGUAUACCACAGGUGAAAUGCUGAGUCUAGGAGUGGGAAUCUUGGUUGGCUGUCUCUGCCUUCUGCUGGCCCUUUAUUUCAUCAUUAGAAAGAUUCGGACUAGUCAUUUCCAUGAACCAUUCACCCUUCCAGGAAGAAGAGACUGGGAAACCGGAAAAGUGUGGUCUUCACCUCAGCACGAGCCACUGAGGCAUAGACUCCUUCUCGGACACCAUAGAUGCCUUCCCCUCGCCUAUUAGGGAGCUUGUAAAGUGGUGUGUUGGGACUGGCCAGAAAAUCCUGUAGGAAUAGGCCAACACCCCUCCUUCCUCCAGGCAGCCCCUACAGAGGUGUGGACAGGCUCUUGUUCAAGGAAGAACAACAGAGCCAUGAGCCUCUCAAAACAUACAGGAGAUCAGGAGACCCCCAUGUUGACAAUGCAGCAGGCAAACUGUGCUUAGGGGAUGCUGGGGAUGUGUCCCAAAGUCCCCCACCUCCUCAUCUUUAUAUUGCUGUCCCUAGAUAGAGUGCAGGACCUCCCCUGAGGAAAAAGAGUUGCUGUUGUUGGGGUUGUUUUUUUGCUCAAUAUAUUUGGAAAUUAAAGUUUCUGACCCCACUUCUGGCCUUACCUUUGGGGCUUUUUAGA
This is a messenger RNA of Camelus dromedarius (Arabian camel), 2358 nucleotides long. RefSeq names its product carbonic anhydrase 14 (gene CA14). NCBI's taxonomy places the organism in Eukaryota, Metazoa, Chordata, Mammalia, Artiodactyla, Camelidae. The record is from RefSeq and is a predicted model, not a curated record. Bases 905 to 1972 code for a protein of 355 amino acids. Gene Ontology annotation, cellular component: plasma membrane. Gene Ontology annotation, biological process: one-carbon metabolic process. The transcript has 10 exons. Gene Ontology annotation, molecular function: zinc ion binding; carbonate dehydratase activity.